Chilo suppressalis (striped riceborer) is the source of this 10722-nucleotide messenger RNA. NCBI's taxonomy places the organism in Eukaryota, Metazoa, Arthropoda, Insecta, Lepidoptera, Crambidae. The record is from the annotation of a GenBank genome assembly.
AUGUUGAUAAGGUGCCCGGCGGCACUCUGUGCCGUCGCCAUCCUGCUCGCUGCCACACCCACUAGUUCAGAGGGAAAUCUGUUUACCUGUCCAAAUGGGUGGGAGUUAAAAGGACUACAUUGUUAUAAAUUCUUCAACAUUAGGCAUUCAUGGGAAAAAGCAGCAGAAUUAUGUCGAAGAUAUGGAAGCGAGCUCAUGGUAGUAGAUUCAUACACGGAAAACAAUAUGACUGCAAGUAUGGUCCCAGUUAGUCCUAGUAAUAAUAACUAUUGGCUUGGACUCGCCACUGUGGAUGAUCUAAGGACAAAUACACUCGAGUCGGCAGCUGGUGCGCUAGUUUCACAAUACGCCGGAUUUUGGGAUCUCCGACAACCCAAUCCCAAAGAUGGUGAAUGUGUAGACGUCCACAUUUCAUCUGAUAUUCAAUCAUGGGAACUUACGACCUGUGAAACUCUUCUACCGUUUAUGUGCAAAGCUAACGCCUGUCCAUCUGGAACCUUCCAUUGUUCAAACGGAAGAUGCAUAAACGCAGCCUUCAAAUGCGACAAGCAAGAUGAUUGUGGUGAUGCUUCUGACGAAAUGGACUGUGCUUCCGAAUGUCACUUCUACAUGGCCAGUAGUGGGGAUAUCGUAGAAAGCCCGAACUAUCCUCAUAAAUACCCACCAUUCAGCGAAUGCAAAUGGACUCUCGAAGGCCCUCAAGGCCAAAAUAUCGUUCUACAGUUCCAAGAUUUUGAAACUGAAAAGUCUUUUGACACUGUUCAAAUUUUAGUUGGAGGCAGAUCUGAAGAUAAGUCUGUCAACCUUGCAACUUUAUCAGGAAAACAAGACCUUUCUAAUAAACUAUUUGUAUCCGCUUCAAACUUCAUGAUAAUUAAAUUCAGUACGGAUGGUUCAGUUGAGAGGAAAGGUUUCCGCGCUUCUUGGAAAACUGAAUCUUCAAACUGUGGUGGCAUUCUUAGGGCCACGCCUCAAGGUCAAGUUCUGACUUCACCCGGAUACCCAACUGGCUAUCCAGGUGGUCUAGAAUGUAUGUAUAUAAUUGAAGCGCAAGCAGGAAGAAUAAUAUCUCUAGAAAUCGAAGACCUUGAUUUAGGAAUGAAUAGAGACUAUAUUGUAAUAAAGGAUGGAAAUUCUCCGUCUAGUCCUGUACUCGCACGUUUAACGGGUCCGGGAGAAGAAAACCAAAAAGUUGUUAUAUCUACUACAAAUCAUUUGUAUAUGUAUUUCCGCACUAGUUUAGGUGAUUCCAAGAAAGGUUUCAAUAUGAGAUACUCACAAGGGUGCAAAGCUACCGUUAUUGCUUCAAACGGAACGUUCACAUCACCUGCAUAUAGUUUGAGCAAUUAUCCCAAUAAUCAAGAGUGUCUGUACAGAAUCAAAAAUCCAAAUGGAGGUCCACUAUCACUGAAAUUCGACGAGUUCAACAUCCAUCCAUCUGAUGUAGUUCAAGUUUUCGAUGGAUCAAGUACAAAUGGUUUGAGAUUACAUUCAGAAAAUGGUUUUACAGUGAAGCCAAGAAUUACUCUCACAGCAUCAAGCGGAGAAAUGCUGAUUCGAUUCAUGUCUGAUGCAUUACACAAUGGUCAAGGCUGGAAAGCGACGUUUUCAGCGGAUUGUCCCCUUCUUAAGUCGGGCAUAGGAGCUCUAGCGUCGAAUAGAGAUACCUCAUUUGGUACAGUUAUUACAUUUACAUGCCCUAUUGGGCAAGAAUUUGCCACAGGAAAGUCUAGAAUCAUAACACAGUGCUUAGAUGGGGGAAAGUGGUCCACCACCUACGUACCUAGUUGUCAAGAGGUGUAUUGCGGUCCUGUUCCACAAAUAGACAACGGUUUUUCAAUUGGCUCGACUAACGUUACUUACCGAGGCGUAGCUACCUACCAAUGUUACGCUGGAUUUGCUUUCCCGACCGGACAACCGAUUGAAAGAAUUUCCUGUUUAUCGGAUGGCAGAUGGGAAAGGACACCCACUUGUCUAGCUUCACAGUGCGUAGCCCUGCCAGAUGUAUCACAUGCAAACGUUACCAUUUUAAACGGAGGUGGACGUAGUUACGGUACUAUUGUACGUUAUGAGUGUGAACCCGGCUAUGUGCGAUCCGGACAGCCUGUUCUUUUGUGCAUGAGUAAUGGAACUUGGUCUGGCGAUGUACCAUCGUGCACGAAGGCUUUAUGUCCCAAAUUUCCGGAAAUAAAAAAUGGAUUCAUAGUAGAUCAGACUAGAGUGUACAUGUACGGAGACGAAGCAAGAGUUCAAUGCUACAAAGGAUUUAGACUAAGCGGACCAAGUAUACUAAAAUGUGGACCAAAUCAAGAAUUUGACGCGGCACCAACUUGCGAUGAUAUUAACGAAUGCUCUAGUAGUCAAUGCGACGGUGUAUCCACCGAAUGUAAAAAUACACAAGGAGGUUUCUUUUGCCCCUGUCGAACUGGUUUCACGGCCAGCUUGGACUGUAGGCCAGUUGGUGACUUGGGACUUAUCAAUGGCGCAAUCCCCGAUGAAUCUAUCACUACUUCAGCUCCUGAACCUGGAUAUUACAAAGGGAUGGUCCGGUUAAACAAUGGAGGAGGAUGGUGUGGUAACAACUUAGAAGCUGGAGCUAAUUGGAUUCUCAUAGAUUUAAGAGCACCAACAAUUAUUAGAGGCUUCCGAACGAUGAGCGUUAUGAGGGCGGACGGCAAUAUUGCCUUCACUUCGGCAAUCAGAAUUCAAUACACUAAUGAUUUGACCGAUGUGUUCAAAGAUUACACGAAUCCCGAUGGUACUGCUGUAGAGUUCCGCAUUUUGGAGCCAACCCUUUCUGUUUUGAAUUUACCAGUACCAAUUGAAGCCCAAUACGUGAAGUUUAAGAUUCAAGAUUAUGUCGGUGCUCCUUGUCUCAAACUGGAAGUUAUGGGAUGUGCUCGCCUUGACUGCAAUGACAUAAAUGAAUGUGCAGAAAACAAUGGGGGAUGUGAACAGAAAUGUCUGAAUACUCCUGGAAACUUCUCUUGCGCGUGUAAUCUGGGGUACGAACUUUAUUCUUCGAAUGGAACUGCUGGUUUUUCUAUUGAGCUAUCAGAAACGGGCGAAAGGGAUGGUGAUACAUAUCAAAGAAAUAAAUCUUGUGUACCCGUUAUGUGCCCAUCACUACUGGCUCCCGAAAAUGGUAAACUGCUAUCGACGAAGAAGGAUUUCCAUUUCGGUGAUACAGUUCAAUUCCAAUGUGAUUUUGGCUACGUUAUGUCAGGAUUUUCAUCGCUAUUGUGUACUUCAAGUGGUACAUGGAAUGGUACAGCACCUGAAUGUCAAUAUGCCCGCUGUGUUACUUUGUCAGAUGACAAAAAUGAAGGUUUAAAAGUAAUACGAGAUGAUCCAGAAAGUGUAUUAGUGCCAUACAGGGAUAAUGUCACGAUCACCUGUACUUCACCUGGUAGGCACUUAAGAAAUACCUUGACGUCAUCUUUCAGACAAUGUGUUUAUGAUCCUAAACCUGGUCUUCCUGAUUAUUGGUUAUCUGGAGCUCAACCGCAAUGUCCUAGAAAAGAUUGUGGUAUACCAAUGCCAACACCAGGCUUUGUAUACAGUCCUCUUGUUGAUACAAAAUAUCAGAGCUCGUUCUUCUUUGGAUGUCAAAAUACCUUUAAAAUGGCAGGACAGUCAAGUAAACAUGACAAUAUUGUUCGGUGUCAAGCUAACGGUAUUUGGGAUUUUGGAGACUUGAGAUGUGAAGGUCCAGUUUGCGAGGAUCCGGGAAGACCUGCCGAUGGCUACCAAAUUGCAAGAAGCUACGAACAUGGAUCCGAAGUUCUAUUUGGAUGCUCUAGACCUGGUUACAUUUUAAUAAAUCCAAGACCUAUAACAUGUAUACGUGAACCAGAAUGUAAAGUAAUAAAGCCAUUGGGAUUAGCAUCAGGACGAAUUCCUGAUUCAGCUAUCAACGCUACCUCUGAAAGACCUAAUUAUGAAGCAAAAAAUAUUCGUCUAAAUUCAGUCACCGGUUGGUGUGGCAAGCAAGAAGCAUUCACUUAUGUGAGUGUAGAUCUAGGGAAAGUACAUAGAGUGAAGGCAAUUUUGGUCAAAGGAGUCGUUACUUCAGAUAUUGUCGGAAGACCAACGGAAAUAAGAUUGUUCUACAAAACAAAUGAAACUGCGAAUUACGUUAUCUAUUACCCUAAUUUCAACUUGACAAUGAGAGAUCCAGGAAAUUAUGGAGAAUUAGCCAUGAUAACGUUACCCAAAUAUGUCCAAGCUAGAUUUGUAAUCUUAGGAAUUGUAAGCUUUAUGGAUAAUGCCUGUCUCAAGUUUGAACUUAUGGGUUGUGAUGAGCCUACAGCCAAUCCUCUGUUAGGUUAUGAUUAUGGAUAUUCACCUUGUGUUGAUAACGAGCCACCUGUCUUCCAGAAUUGCCCUCAACAACCAAUCAUUGUUCAAACUGACGUAAAUGGUGGCCUAUUACCAGUAAACUUCACAGAGCCAACUGCUACAGAUAACUCUGGGGCCAUCGCUCGUUUAGAAGUCACUCCUCAACAUUUCAGAACACCAAUACAAGUUUUUCACAAUAUGGUUGUCCGCUAUGUGGCUUUCGACUUUGAUGGCAAUGUUGCAAUAUGUGAAGUCAACAUUACUGUGCCAGAUUAUACCCCACCUAAACUAAGCUGUCCUCAAAGUUACGUAAUAGAAUUAGUGGAUAAACAAGACAGCUAUGCCGUGAAUUUUAAUGAAACUAGAAGACGAAUAAACGCAUCUGAUGCCUCUGGAGAAGUUUUCUUGAGGUUUAUUCCAGAAAGAGCGGUAAUUCCCAUUCGUGGAUAUGAAAACGUUACUGUCAUAGCCUCCGACAAAUAUGGCAACAAAGCCCAAUGUCACUUCCAAGUUUCAGUACAAGCGACGCCAUGUGUCGAUUGGGAAUUAAUGCCACCAGCAAAUGGUGCUCUUAAUUGUCUACCGGGUGACAGAGGAAUCCAAUGUAUAGCAACAUGUAGCCCAGGCUUCCGCUUCACUGAUGGGGAACCCGUGAAAACAUUCAUUUGUGAAACCAAACGUCAAUGGGUGCCUACUGCAGUGGUUCCGGACUGUGUGUCUGAAAAUACUCAACAAGCUGCUUAUCACGUUGUCUCUAGUGUACAAUACCGUGCUCUUGGUGCUGUUUCGAAUGCUUGCUUACCGCAAUAUAAAGACUUACUGGCACAAUAUGACAAUAUACUAAACGAAAGGUUAUCACAACGUUGUUCCGCGGUAAAUGUCAACGUUAACGUUACAUUCGUCAAAGCGAUGCCAAGCCUGCUCGACGAAAACGUUGUCAAAAUGGACUUUGUUCUCGCGAUUACCCCAGAUAUUAGACAAACACAAGUAUACGACCUGUGUGGCUCGACACUGAAUCUAAUAUUUGAUUUGUCAGUACCUCAUGCUAGUGCUUUGAUUGAACCUGUUUUGAAUGUUUCGUCUAUUGGAAAUCAAUGUCCACCGCUGCGAGCUAUUCGAAGCACUAUUACUCGAGGUUUUACCUGCAGCGUAGGGGAAGUUUUAAAUAUGGAUACAAACGAUGUUCCCAGAUGUUUACACUGUCCUGCUGGUACUUUUGCUGGAGAAAAACAAAAAGCUUGUACGAUGUGUCCACGUGGAUUCUUCCAAAAUCAAGCACGCCAAGGCUCAUGUCUUAAAUGCCCACAAGGAACUUUCACUAGAGAAGAAGGCUCUAAAGACAUUACUGAUUGUGUGCCAGUUUGCGGCUACGGCACCUUCUCACCAACAGGCCUAGUCCCUUGUCUGGAGUGCCCACGCAAUAGCUAUACAAGCGAACCACCUAUAGGAGGAUUUAAAGAUUGUCAAGCUUGUCCUGUAAAUACGUUUACAUACCAACCUGCAGCACCAGGAAGAGAUAGAUGUAGAGCUAAAUGUGCACCAGGUACUUAUUCACCUACUGGUCUCGCUCCCUGCUCACAGUGUCCGCGAAACUUCUACCAAAACCUAGCUGGUCAAACACUUUGUAACGAAUGCCCGACUAAUAUGAAGACAGUCGGUACCGGAUCAAUAGGAUUGGAAGAAUGUAUUGCGGUAGAAUGCUCUAAUAGCGCUUGUCAACACGGAGGGCUCUGCGUGCCUAAGGGUCACGGAGUACAAUGCUAUUGCCCAGCAGGAUUCUCAGGGCGUAGAUGCGAAAUUGAUAUCGACGAGUGCGCUAGCCAACCUUGUUAUAAUGGCGGUACCUGUACUGAUCUACCUCAGGGCUACAGAUGCUCUUGUCCUACUGGUUAUGGUGGCAUUAAUUGUCAAGAAGAAAGAUCCGAAUGUAGAAAUGAUACUUGCCCAGAACGUGCUAUGUGCAAAGAUGAACCAGGAUUCAAUAACUACACUUGUUUAUGUAGAUCGGGCUACACUGGUGUUGAUUGUGACAUCACAGUUGAUCCUUGUACAGCAAAUGGAAAUCCAUGCGCAAAUGGAGCUACUUGUACUGCUCUACAACAAGGUAGAUUCAAGUGCGAAUGUCUACCAGGAUGGGAAGGCCAACUCUGUGAAAUAAAUACUGAUGAUUGCAUAGAGAAACCUUGUUUCCUCGGAGCACUUUGUACGGAUUUAGUGAACGACUUCAGUUGCAACUGUCCACCAGGAUUUUCUGGAAAACGUUGUCAUGAAAAAAUUGACCUUUGCUCAAAUGAACCAUGCAAACACGGAAUUUGCGUUGACAAAUUAUUCGUCCACCAAUGCAUUUGUGACCCUGGAUGGUCCGGACCGUCAUGCGAUAUAAAUAUAAAUGAAUGUGUUAUCUCUCCUUGUGAAAAUGGCGGUCAAUGCAUGGAUGGUAUAGAUGAUUUUACUUGUGUAUGCGAAGCUGGAUACACUGGUAAACGGUGUCAGCACACAAUCGAUGACUGCGCAUCUGAUCCAUGCCAAAAUGGAGCUACCUGUGUCGAUCAAUUAGAUGGUUUUAUUUGCAAAUGUCGUCCAGGAUUCAUAGGAUUACAGUGUGAAUCAGCAAUUGAUGAAUGCUUGAAUGAGCCAUGCAAUACUGCCGGCACUGAGCGGUGUAUUGAUCUGGACAACAAAUAUCAAUGCGUUUGCCGAGAAGGUUUUACAGGAGAAAUGUGCGAAACCAAUAUCGAUGACUGCGCAUCUAAUCCUUGUUUCAACGGAGGUUCAUGCAAAGAUGAAAUCGGUGACUACAGAUGUACCUGUCAACCAGGAUGGACAGGCAAACGAUGUGAAAGGGAUAUUGGCAACUGCAUCAACAGACCAUGUCAAAAUAAUGCUAGAUGUAUUGAUCUCUUCCAAGACUUCUUCUGUGUGUGCCCAAGUGGAACCGAUGGCAAGCAAUGUGAAACUGCGCCUGAAAGAUGUAUCGGCAGUCCCUGUAUGCAUGGUGGAAAAUGUCAAGAUUUCGGCUCCGGACUUAACUGCACUUGUUCUCAAGAUUACGUUGGUAUUGGCUGCCAAUACGAAUUUGAUGCUUGCGAAGCCGGGCUUUGUCAAAACGGAGCCACUUGCAUUGAUGAAGGCGAAGAUUAUACUUGCCUUUGCGCACCAGGUUUCAAAGGAAAGAACUGUGAUGAGGAUAUUAUUGAUUGCAAAGAAAACUCAUGCCCGCCGUCUGCUACAUGCAUCGAUUUACCAGGAAGAUUCUACUGUCAAUGCCCAUUCAAUGUUACUGGUGAUGAUUGUCGGAAAACAAUAAGCGUCGACUAUGACCUAUACUUCAGCGACCCAUUACGUUCGAGUGCUGCUCAAGUGGUACCAUUCGAUACAGGAUCCACAGACAGUCUAACGAUCGCCAUGUGGGUUCAGUACACACAACAGGACGAAGGGGGCGUUUUCUUCACAGCUUAUAGUGUCAGUAAUUCUCAUAUUGCACUGAAUAGGAGACCUAUCAUCCAAGCACAUUCUAAUGGAGUACAAGUUUCUAUCUUCCCGGAACUGCAAGAUGUGUAUCUCAGUUUUGGUGAAUUUGCGACCGUUAAUGAUGGACAAUGGCAUCAUGUUGCUCUAGUGUGGGACGGUAACAAUGGUGGUGAACUGACGCUUAUCACCGAAGGCUUAAUAGCUAGCAAACUUGAAGGAUAUGGCAGCGGCCGAAGCCUACCAAAAUAUGUAUGGGUAACUUUAGGCAAACCACAAUCAGAUAACCCUAAAGCCUACACCGAAUCUGGCUUCCAAGGACAUCUGACUAAAGUGCAAAUUUGGAAUCGUGCUCUAGAUGUGACCAAUGAAAUACAGAAACAAGUCCGUGAUUGUCGAACUGAACCAGUCCUUUACACCGGAUUAACCUUAACUUGGGCAGGGUACGAUGACAUUUUUGGUGGCGUAGAGAGAAUAGUACCAUCACACUGUGGGCAACGAAAAUGUCCUAACGGAUAUACUGGAUCGAAAUGCCAACAACUCCAAGUUGAUAAAGAACCACCACGUGUAGAACGCUGCCCAGGAGAUCUGUGGGUAAUUGCCAAAAAUGGAUCAUCGAUUGUCAUUUGGGACGCGCCUGUAUUUACCGAUAAUGUUGGAGUAGAUAAAAUCUUGGAGAACUCUGGACAUAAGCCUGGACAAAACCUCGUGUGGGGCUCUUAUGAUAUUGCUUAUAUUGCAUACGAUGCUGCUGGCAACACCGCCACAUGCACUUUCAAAGUUACAGUUUUAUCUGAAUUCUGUCCACCAUUGGCUGACCCUCUUGGCGGAUACCAAUCCUGCCGCGAUUGGGGAGCGGGAGGUCAAUUCAAGGUGUGCGAGAUCGCAUGUCGCGACGGUCUGCGUUUCUCGCAAUCUGUACCGCCAUUCUACACAUGCGGAGCUGAAGGUUUCUGGAGACCAACUACCGACCCGAACUUGCCGCUAGUAUAUCCUGCUUGCUCACCGGCAUCUGCAGCUCAGCGUGUAUUCAAGAUUUCGAUGCUGUUCCCAAGCUCAGUUCUCUGCAAUGACGCGGGACAAGGAGUACUCCGACAAAAAGUACGCACUGCAAUCAAUCAGCUCAACAGAGAUUGGAACUUCUGCUCCUAUGCUGUCGAUGGUACACGAGAGUGCAAGGAAUUGGAUAUUAAUGUUAAAUGCGACCACAGAGCGAAUUCGAGACAGACACGCCAAAUUUCCUCGCUUCCUAGCACACCUACUGAAGACACAUAUGUCUUAGACGCUAUUAUACCUGUGGAAGAGACUCGCAGCAAUAGGGAGGGACGUCAAGCCGGUGAUACCUACAACGUUGAGAUCUCUUUCCCGGCCAUCAACGACCCGGUAAUCCAUAACGGUAACAACGAGCGGUCUACAGUGCAAAGAUUACUGGAGAAAUUAAUUCUCGAAGACGAACAAUUCGACGUUAGAAACAUUCUUCCGAAUACUGUGCCCGAUCCGGCUAGCUUAUCACUGGUUUCCGACUACGCUUGUCCUAUGGGACAAGUCGUUAUGGCACCCGACUGCGUGGCUUGCGCCGUCGGCACUUACUUGGACGCAUCUAGCGAUACUUGCAAGCCGUGUCCUACAGGCACAUAUCAAUCUGAAGCAGGACAAUUACAAUGUACAGCAUGUCCUACAAUUGCUGGACAGCCAGGUGUGACGCAAGCUGCUGGGGCAAGGAGUGCGGCUGAUUGUAAAGAGAGAUGCGCUGCUGGUAAAUACUACGAUGCCGAGGCUGAAUUGUGCCGUCCCUGUGGACACGGCUCCUACCAGCCGAGGGAGGGAGCGUUCGCUUGCCUCUCCUGCCCUAGGGGACAGACCACGCGAGCCACGGAGGCCGUAUCAGCCGCGGAGUGCAGAGAUGACUGUCCCUCAGGCGAGCAGCUGAGCAGCGAAGGUGGAUGCGAGCCGUGCCCGCGCGGCACUUUCCGCGCGACGGGCGCGGGCGCCGCGUGCGCGCCUUGCCCGCCCGGCACCACUACGCCACAGCCCGGCGCUGCGUCCGCCGACCAGUGCUCCCUGCCCGUCUGCAAACCUGGUUCAUACCUCGAUGUUGGUCAGAACACUUGCAUCCAGUGCAAGAAGGGCACCUACCAGUCGGAGGCUCAACAGACCACGUGUCUCAACUGUCCAAUCAACACUAGCACUAAGGAGCCUGGCGCUACUUCAGAGUCGGAUUGCACCAACCCUUGCGAGAUGAGCGGCCCCGAGAUGCAUUGCGAUGUCAACGCUUAUUGCCUACUCAUGAAGGACACCAACGACUUUAAAUGCCAGUGCAAGCCUGGCUUCAACGGCACCGGAAAAGUUUGCGUUGAUGUGUGCCUGGACUUCUGCGAUAACGGUGGCGAGUGCGUGAAGGAUGCCCGCGGCGAGCCAUCGUGCAGGUGUACGGGCUCAUUUACCGGCCGCCACUGUACGGAGAAGAGCGAGUUCGCGUACAUCGCGAGCGGCGUCGCGGGCGGCGUCAUAUUCAUCAUAUUCCUGGUGCUGCUUGUAUGGAUGAUCUGUGCCAGAUCAUCAAAGAGGAAGGAACCAAAGAAGACUCUUACUCCAGCUAUUGACCAAAACGGUUCUCAAGUGAACUUCUAUUACGGAGCGCACACGCCAUACGCGGAGUCCAUAGCUCCAUCGCAUCACUCCACGUACGCUCAUUACUAUGACGACGAGGAAGACGGAUGGGAAAUGCCAAAUUUCUACAACGAAACCUACAUGAAAGAAAGCUUACAUAACGGCAUGAACGGCAAGAUGAACAGCCUGGCGAGGUCAAACGCCAGCAUAUACGGGACUAAGGAAGACCUCUAUGACAGACUGAAGAGGCAUGCGUACCCUGGUAAGAAAGAUAAAAGUGACAGUGACAGCGAGGGUCAGUAA